AUGGUUGCAACAUUAGCAGAAACGACCUCUUCAAUAUUUCUGAGUAAACUUCGAGAUGAAAUGUUACGUGAUACAAAAGGUCGUCAAAUAUUACGAGAACGUCCAAUUGUAAAUUCUAAAACUAUUGAUAUUCCAUAUUUGAGAACAUUGCCUGAAGGAACCUUUGGUAAAGAGUAUGUAAAUUUUUUAGACGGAGAAAUGGUUACACCCGAUACUAGAGUGAAGGUAAAAUAUAUCGAAGACGAAGAGCUCGCUUAUGUUAUGCAACGUUAUCGAGAAUGCCAUGAUUUUUAUCAUACUUUAACCAAAUUACCUGUAAGCGUUGAAGGAGAACUUGCACUCAAAUGGUUCGAAUUUGCGCAAACAAAAUUACCAAUGACUUUAUUAAGUUCAGUGUUUGGGCCCCUUAGAUUAUCAAGUGAAGAAAGAACUAGAUUAUUUGAAAAGUAUGUUCCAUGGGCUAUUCAAUGUGGAUCACAAAGCAAAUUGCUUAUGAAUAUUUAUUUUGAGGAAUGUUGGAAUAAGGAUGUUACUGAGAUGAGGAAAGAAUUAGGAAUCUAUCUCGUUAAAUAA
Messenger RNA from Dentiscutata heterogama, 573 nucleotides. NCBI's taxonomy places the organism in Eukaryota, Fungi, Glomeromycota, Glomeromycetes, Diversisporales, Gigasporaceae. The record is from the annotation of a GenBank genome assembly.